UUCGCGCCAUCCGCGUGUCUCGGCAUUGUGGGAUAGCAUCAGGAGGUCAUCGGAGCUCCGGGUCAACUCCGUGUUUUAUUAAAACACCUUUCUUUGGACAUUUACGGAUUUUAACGGAUUCCAGCAAUGCGUGGAGAUGAAACGGAUUCGGAGUCCGUUAAAUCAGCCGAUGGUUCGAUUCGGAGCAAUCUCGAGGCGCUUUGUCAAGAGCUCAAUAUGGACGAAGAGACGGCAGCAGAAGCGCUUGAGAACUUCAGCUCGAUCUGGAACACGUACACGCUAGAGGGUGAUGUCGUUCACUGGCUGGCCUGCUCUCUGUAUGCUGCCUGUAGGAAGAGCUCAAUCCCCACUGUGGGACGGGGUGUGAUGGAGGGCAACGGCGUUUCCCUUACAAGGAUCCUGCGCUCGGCGAAGCUCAGUUUGAUUCAGUUCUUCAGCAAGAUGAAGAAAUGGUCAGACAUGUCGAACCUCUCUCAGGAUUUCCGCAGCCGCAUAGGUCGACUAGAACGCAAUUUCGAAGUGUCGACUGUGAUUUUUCGGAAAUUUGAGCCAAUAUUUCUGGACAUGUUUCAGAAUCCUCAGGUUGAACCUCCCCGGAUGCCUAGAAGCCGCAAACACCGGCGUCUUCCAUGCCACGUCAGUGAUGUCUUCAAGUUCUGUUGGACUCUGUUUGUGUAUACAAAAGGCAAUUUCCGUAUGAUAGGAGAUGACCUGGUCAAUUCGUAUCACCUCCUGCUCUGCUGUCUGGACCUGGUGUUUUGCAACGCCCUCAUGUGCUCCAACAAGAAAGAUCUCAUCAAUCAAUACUUCAGAGGACUGCCGAAGGAUACAGAAAACUUGGAGGAAAUACCCUGUGUCAUUGACAAGUUGUGUGAGCUGCAUGAUGGGUUGGUGGUGGAGGCCAAAGGCAUAAAGGAGCACUACUUCAAACCCUACAUAAAGACACUGUUUGAGAAAAGAAUAUUAAAAGGUGAUGCUGAGACUCUGACUGAGUUGCUGGAUACCCCAAAUUUCCAAGACAACAAUAAAUCCAUAAAUCGUGAGUAUGAGGAAUAUGUUUUGACUGUGGGGGAUUUCGACGAGCGGGUGUUUCUGGGAGCUGACGCAGACGAGGAGAUCGGCACACCUCGCAAGGCCACCGCCGAGCCUCCAUCAGGUCAACUAUCCGCCCGCAUGCACGUGGAGAACCACCUUCAGCAGCACUUUGAGAAGACGCGUUCCCUUGCUCCGUCUACGCCUCUAACGGGUCGACGGUAUCUGAAGGAGAAAGAGGUGCUGGUCACCCCCGUUUCCUCAGCUACCCAAAGUGUGAGUCGACUGCAGAGCAUGGUGUCCGGCCUCCGAAACGCUCCGAGUGAUGCUCUGGUUCAAAUCUUUAAUUCCUGCUCUCGAAAUCCCACUGAGUCCAUUCUGAACCGAGUGAAGACCAUGGGAGAGAGGUUUAAACAGGCCUACACCAAACCCACAGAUGACCUGCCAGGAGCACAUAUGGAUUUUGCAGAGAAUCGUCUGAAGCUGGCGGAGAUCUUGUACUUUAAGAUCCUGGAGAACAUCAUGACUCAAGAGAUGAAGAGAUUACAAGGGAAAGACAUGGCGGUCCUGUUGGAGCAGGAGGUGCUCCAUUGCUCUCUGUUGGCGUGCUGUCUGGAGGUGGUGCUGUUCGCGUACAGCUCUCAAAGAACAUUCCCCUGGAUACUAGAAAUCUUUCAGAUCCCACCAUUCUACUUUUACAAGGUGAUCGAGGUGUUCAUCCGCUCCGAGGAGGGUUUGUCCCGAGACAUGGUGAAGCAUUUGAACAGUAUAGAGGAGCAGGUGCUGGAAAGCAAAGCCUGGACCAGAGACUCGGCCCUGUGGACGGCACUCAAUAACGCUAAUAAUAAAGUCCCCACUGUAGAAGAGGUGAAUUUUCCCAGUAAUUUUGACACGGGCAACAAUUCAGGCGGUCCCACUCACCUCCCGUUGGUGGCGCUAUCUCCCAUCGUCCACCCUCGCAUCAGGGAGGUCCGCACAGGCCUGGGCUCCAGCGCACGCAAAGAUGUCCCUCAGUCUCCCAUCUAUCUCCACGACCGCUACAGCUCACCUGCAGCCGGCAGCGCUAAGAGACGCUUGUUUGGUGACGAUCCUCCUCCACAGUCCCCAGUGAAAAGAAUCUCAGUCACUCCCAUCAAAAUCAUUCCCAGCAGCACAGAAAACAACCAGAACACCAGCACAACGACCGUCCUCUCCAUGGCCACAGGAAACGGCCAGCAGCUCACAAUUCCACUGCCAGUGGUAAAGAACCAGACGGGCGGCAUCACAGUCAUCCAACUUCAGGCCAAUGAUAUGCACCCCCUCACCGCUCAGUUCUUACUGACCACCUCCCCCAGCCGAACCGCAGCUCCACCCGCCAGCUCCGACACACAGCCACCGGCCGUCAACAAACCCCGGCGCACUGGAUCCCUCGCCCUCUUCUUCAGGAAGGUGUAUCAUUUAGCCAGCGUGCGUCUGCGAGACCUGUGUCUGAAGCUGGACAUCUCAUCGGAGCUGCGAGGGAAGAUCUGGACGUGUUUUGAGCACUCGCUGCUGCACUGCACUGACCUGAUGAAGGACCGGCACCUGGACCAGCUGCUGCUCUGUGCCGUCUACAUUAUAUCAAAGAUCACAAAACAAGAGCACACUUUUCAGGACAUUAUGAAAUGCUACCGAACCCAACCUCAAGCCAACAGUCACGUGUACCGCAGUGUUUUACUGAAGAGGAGGCCCAGAGAACAGCAGACAGAUGAGAACAUGGAAGUGGAUCCGCCGGCAGAACAGUGUAAGGAUAAAUGUCCUAAAUCUUUCUUUAUCCUUUUUUUUUUUUUUUUAUUGCAUUUUAAAAUAUUUGUAUUUAUUUGUUUGUUUACAGCCAAUGAGAGGACGGAACAGGCAAACACAACAGAGGCUGACAGCGAAUCAGAGGAAAGAGGAGACCUCAUCCAGUUCUACAACUCUGUUUAUGUGCUAAAGAUGAAAUCGUUCGCUCUCAAAUAUGCACAUUCCACACUUGAUAAUAAGAUGGAGGCUCCUCCGUUAUCUCCGUUCCCGUCGGUUCGUUCCCAGCCCCUCUCUCCUCGCCGUAUAUCUCAGAGACACUCCAUCUUUGUCUCUCCUCAUAAAAACAGCUCAAGUCUCACACCCAGUAAUGCUUACACGUACAAGUUCACUGGCAGCCCAUCAAAGGAGCUGAGUGACAUAAACCAGAUGAUCCGUCAGGGUGGGGUGAGCAAGAAGCGGGCGUUCACCAUGGAAGGUGAUGAGACUGAGUCUCCAUCUAAAUGCCUGCGGCAAGAGAACGACGACGUGCUUCUCAAACGCCUGCAGGAUGUGGUCAGCGAGAGAGCGAGUCUCUAAGCUGUGGGAUGCCCGGUCUCCUAACAGACCCAAUAUAAAGCCAAAAACUCUUCCUGUGUGCUGCUCAACGACUCCAGGAUGUAGAGAGAUGCGACAAUCAGUCUCUUAUCUGUUCAGAAUCCAGCACAUUAAUUAUGUCACCAAACAGUAGCAAAGCCAAAAAUCAUGACAGAUUUUUUGUUUUAUAUUACACCAGGAUUUUUGAAUAUCAGGGAGAUUGGUAUAAACUUAAUAGUUUUAUACCGAAUCAUGUAUCAUGUUUUUCAUGAUGCUCCGCAUGCUUUCAUAAGUAAAUUCUUACGUUUUUACAGAGAUAUUCUGUAUCUGUUGUUUUCUCAAUCAAGUGACCCGUUUCUCCGGUAGAAUCUCCCAUGAUCUCCCAGAUAUAUUAGUGAUUUUUAUUUCAUUUUAAUCAAGUGAUUUACUGGCACAAUGCACUGGACAAAUUGAAUCUUUUUAAUUUUUUCGUUUUGAUUUAAGUGUGGUUUUUGGUGAACCUGCCAGUGGUCGCAUUAGUUUUGCAACAAUCCUGCAGUUUUUUAUUCAGAUGCAUGUUAUCUACACCUCUCUAUUAAUUGUAAUGUUUCUCUUUAGAGUUUAAUAUUUAGUAUUUUCUCCAAACAGUGUUCCGUUUCCUGAAAUGGUCAUGUUUUCAGUGCAUUUAACAUUUUUUCCAUCUUCUGGCUCAUGUGGUGUACAAAUAACUUUUUCAACACUGUUUGUUAAACAGUGAUACAGCUAUACUUGUAUCAUUUGGUUCAGCUCAUGUUAUUUCAUUAACAUUAAUUGGUCACAUGCUCGAUGAGGUCGAAGUGAAAGGUGUGUCCUUUGAAUCAUGUGAUCAGUGCUAUAGUAUCUGUAUUUCUCAGUAUUGUCGGUUAAUUUGGGAUUGCAGUUUUAUUCUUGUACAAAUGUUUAGUUUAUCCAUUGUUCUUUUGCCUUCAUCUAACUCCAUCUCUGAUGUCCAACACUGUUGAUCUCUUUGCAGUUGGUGCUUUGUAUAUUCUCUGAAAUACUUAUUUUAUAUCUGUUUAUACAAACUCCAUAUUUUAAGCUCCACCUUUUUCCGCAAAACAAUGCUCAUGUACUGUUUGUAAUUUAGCUUUAUUGUAAUUGUUGGUUUAAUCAAUCAGCUGUUCGGCAGUGAGUGCCUUAGCAUGUACAUAACAAUAAAAUGUAUCCAUUCUCAAA
Carassius auratus (goldfish) is the source of this 4560-nucleotide messenger RNA. RefSeq names its product retinoblastoma-like 1 (p107) (gene rbl1). Gene Ontology annotation, molecular function: RNA polymerase II transcription regulatory region sequence-specific DNA binding. Gene Ontology annotation, biological process: negative regulation of G1/S transition of mitotic cell cycle; regulation of transcription by RNA polymerase II; cell differentiation. Gene Ontology annotation, cellular component: transcription regulator complex; nucleus; chromatin. The record is from RefSeq and is a predicted model, not a curated record. The coding region runs from base 127 to 3369 and encodes 1080 amino acids. The transcript is spliced from 21 exons. Lineage: Eukaryota; Metazoa; Chordata; Actinopteri; Cypriniformes; Cyprinidae.